ACCGCUCCAACAAAGCCCGCCCAGCCAUGACAGCAGCAAACGCGUUCUAAUAGUCCUUAUCGUCGACUAUCAAUGCCCUGGGCCGAUUCUCGGACGCGUGACUGUCUGAAUGACCGGUUCACUGCCCGUGAUUACCCGUCCACUAUCUCCCCUCCCUCGUCUCCUUGAAGCCGCCGACACUCUCAUACGCCAGUGCAUACUCCAACCUCCAAUUUAAAGCCUCUUUGCUACACCCAGUACCUGAAAAAGCGUCGAGUCGAGAAAUUCAACAUGGGCCGUCUGGAGAACAAGAACUGCAUCAUUACCGGAGGCGCUGGUGGAAUUGGUCUUGAGACGGGCAUUCUUUUUGCUAGGGAGGGCGCCAAUGUCCUUCUCUCUGAUAUUUCCGGCCCGGCCUUGGAAAAGGCUGCUGCCAAGCUGAAAGAGGUGGUUCCAGAGGCCAAGAAAGUUGAGACCAAGGUCAGCGAUGUAUCCAAAGAAGCCGAUGUCCAGGCUAUGAUUGAGCACGUGGAUUCAUGGGGUGGCGUAGAUGUCCUGUUCAACAACGCAGGUAUCAUGCACGCCAACGACGACGAUGCUGUCAACACGCCUGAGAAGAUCUGGGACUUGACCCAAGCCAUCAACGUAAAGGGCGUAUGGUUUGGUUGCAAGCACGCAGUCAACAGCUUCAGAAAGCACGGCAAGAAGAAGACGAGCGUCAUCAACACCGCCAGUGUGGUUGCAUUGGUGGGCAGCGCAACACCACAGCUCGCAUACACAGCAAGCAAGGGCGCUGUUUUGGCCAUGACCAGGGAACUGGCAAUGGUCCACGCACGUGAGGGCUUCAGGUUCAACUCGCUGUGCCCAGCACCAUUGAACACACCUCUCCUUCAAGACUGGCUCGGUGACGACAAAGAGAAGCGUCACCGUCGCGAAGUCCACUUCCCCACAGGCCGUUUUGGCGAGGCAAUUGAGCAGGCUCAAGGUGUCCUAUUCCUUGCCAGCGACGAGAGCAGCUUUGUUAACGGAACUGACUUUGUCAUUGACGGUGGCAUGACCAAGUGCUACACCACGCCUACUGGGCCUCCCCUGGAUGCGCCCAAGAACAACGCAAAAUAAGUGCGGAUUGGGCGUUGUGAAUGAAAGCGACUGUCAGAGUGCGAGGAAGCACAUAGGCAGUCAUGUAUAGCAAUGAUAAAUAACGGAUGAAUGAUACCAAUACAUAUACCAA
Molecule: messenger RNA, 1210 nt
Organism: Bipolaris maydis ATCC 48331
Lineage: Eukaryota; Fungi; Ascomycota; Dothideomycetes; Pleosporales; Pleosporaceae
Molecular function (GO): oxidoreductase activity
Source: RefSeq, a predicted model, not a curated record